AUGGGCAAAAACGACAAGAAAGGCGGCGGAAAAGGAAAAGGCGGCGGAGACAGCAGUGAGGGCGGCGGUAAAACCAAGGGCGCACAGUCGAUCAAUGUCCGACACAUCUUGUGCGAGAAGCACGCGAGAAAGGAAGAGGCAUUGGCGAAAUUGAAUGAAGGAGUCAAGUUUGACGAGGUCGCAAGGACCUUCUCUGAGGACAAGGCCAGACAAGGAGGCUCAUUGGGCUGGAAGACUAAAGGGAGCUUGGAUCCCAAGUUUGAAGAGGUUGCCUUUGCCCUGGAACCUAGCUCUACGAGUAGCCCGAAAUUCGCCGAGGUGAAGACAGAGUUUGGGUAUCACAUCAUCAUGGUGGAAGGACGAAAGUAG
Molecule: messenger RNA, 369 nt
Organism: Clonostachys rhizophaga
Lineage: Eukaryota; Fungi; Ascomycota; Sordariomycetes; Hypocreales; Bionectriaceae
Source: the annotation of a GenBank genome assembly